CCGGGGGCGCGGCGGCAGCGGUGCGGCUGGCCAUGGCGAGGGGUGCGCGGCGACCCCCCGAGUGGCGCUGCGGUGUCAGAUUCUUAAUCAAGUACCAGCUCUGUGGAUCCAGGACAGAGCAAGCUAAGAAGAUGGGUCGAUUGAAGAGCCAUCUGAAAGUGUGCUUUCUACCUUCUGUGCCCUUUUUAAUCUUAGUAUCCACUCUAGCCACUGCUAGGAGUGUGACAAACAGCACUUUAAAUGGCACUGACAUGGUCUUGGGCUCUGUGCCCGUAAUCAUGGCCAGAACUGACCAUAUCAUAGUCAAGGAAGGGAACAGUGCCUUGAUUAACUGUAGCGUUUAUGGCGUCCCUGACCCGCAAUUCAAGUGGUAUAAUUCCAUGGGCAAGCUGCUGAAAGAAGAAGAAGAUGAGAAGGAAAGAGGAGGAGGAAAAUGGCAAAUGCAUGACAGCGGCCUCCUGAACAUCACCAAGGUGUCUUUCUCAGACCGAGGUAAAUACACGUGUGUGGCUUCCAACAUCUAUGGCACUGUGAACAACACGGUGACCCUGAGAGUCAUCUUUACCUCUGGGGACAUGGGCGUCUACUACAUGGUUGUCUGCCUCGUGGCCUUCACCAUCGUCAUGGUCCUCAACAUCACCCGCCUGUGCAUGAUGAGCAGCCACCUGAAGAAGACUGAGAAAGCCAUCAACGAGUUCUUUAGGACAGAAGGCGCAGAGAAGCUGCAGAAGGCAUUUGAGAUUGCCAAGCGGAUCCCCAUCAUCACCUCAGCCAAAACUCUAGAGCUUGCCAAAGUCACCCAGUUCAAAACCAUGGAAUUUGCCCGCUAUAUUGAAGAGCUCGCCAGGAGUGUGCCUCUGCCUCCUCUCAUCAUGAACUGCAGGACGAUCAUGGAGGAGAUCAUGGAAGUGGUGGGGCUGGAGGAGCAGGGGCAGAACUUUGUGAGGCACACUCCCGAAGGCCAGGAGGCUGCAGGCAGGGACGAGGUCUACACGAUCCCCAACUCUCUGAAGCGAAGUGACUCUCCCACCGCCGACUCAGAUGCCUCAUCCCUGCACGAACAGCCUCAGCAGAUUGCCAUCAAGGUGUCCAUUCACCCACAGUCCAAAAAGGAUCACGGGGACGAGCAGGAGGGUGCACAAUCUGAAGUCAAAGAUGAAGAGGAGACAGAACCAUCGGCCGAGCAUUCCCCAGACACUGCAGAGCCUUCUACAGAUGUAACAUCCACGGAACUAACGUCUGAAGAGCCGACCCCUGUUGAGGUAUCAGGUCGAGGGCUGCCACCACCUCACCCGGAGACUCCAGAGCCAGCAGUGACACAUGACAAAAACACCUGCAUUAUUUACGAAAGCCAUGUCUAAUAUCAAUUCCGAAAAGCUAUGCAUAUCAAGAAAAUCAGGGGCUGCUCCUUGUAAUACAGAUGUAGUACGCACUUGCCGCUAAGCCUUACCAGGAGACUCUCAUCCCUUAGGUAGGAGUGAUGCCAUUUUAAAAGGGGAAACACCUGUGUGCAGUGUAUGUGACUGGAAUUUCCCCAGUAGGAAAGGAUGCAAGCAACAUCAGGGUGCGAAUUGAUCAUGCUGGACAGAAGGUGUCUGUCCACACGAUGUGAAUUUCAGAGGCCAUUCUCUGUCGAAUCCCUUAAUUGGUGUUGCCCUUUUGGCAAAGAGUACACUACUGUAAGAUAUCCUGAGUUAAGAGCCCUGUCCAAUGCAUACUGCAUUGCUUUUCCUUUUAAAAAUUAUAGGUCUGCUACAAUAGCAAAUGCACGUUCUUGGGUUUGUUGCACUUUCUUCUCAGUUUUACUUACUCUCCCUGUUCCUUUAUAAUGGAGUAGUUAUUAUUUAAUACUACUUGCUCUGUGUUAGUCCUCUUUCCCAGUUUUGUCCUUAUUUUUCCCUAGUACAUUUACCUCACAGGCUUCGGUGUCUGUCAUCAGUACCAGGGCUGAUAUCUACAGGUCAUUUGUAAUGUUUCAAACUAGCUUUCUAGGCUCAUUUUUUUUUUUUUUUCAUUCCCCAAGCCUAUUUCCAUGCAUUGCUUUUUUUGUUUGUUUCCAGUGAAGCUGCUGUUAUGAAACUGAGAAAAACUUUGCCCCCAGAAUAGCACUUUAAUAGUCAAAUAAAAAUGUAUUUACUUAUCCAAUUCUGAGAGCCUUUUGAUGAGCUCAACUGGAGGGAAAUUGUAGCAGGUUAAAUACACCCUUAUUACCCACGAACACCUCUGUUUAUGCUUAAGCAACAUCAGCCUCCAAAGACUGAUUCUUUACCUGGAAAACCUGUUACCUACAAAGACAGAUACAUUUGCUGAAUUCCUGUAGGUUGGCUUUCCAGGAGGGCUUUUCAGGGACCAUAUGCCAUAGGUUGAUUCAAACACUUGAUUUGACAUUUGUGAACUAGUGUAACCAGAUCUACUUUUCUUAAAUGUAUAGCUGACUUGUUGAUGGUCAAGGGAGUGAAAAGUUAGCAUAAUGGUAUCAAAUUUCUUGUAGAGAUUGUUCAAUUAUUGUUCAGUCACACAAGAAAGCAGGUACAUAUGAGGGUACAUCAUGUUAUGGAAAGAAGACAAAACUAGUCAUUGAAAAGUAUAAUACCUGACUGCCCAUGACCAGCAGCCUGCUUUGCAAAGUCUGGGACUCGGUUUCCAUAUCUGUAAGAGCGAGCAGAACAGACGAACCCUGAGCACCAUUUCAGUGGUCUCACUCUAACAGAACCAAACAUGUUAGCAUCCUUGCUCUCUUCCACAAUUCCUUUAUGGGUUUUUGCCUCUUCACUGGGCCCAUCUAACUUUUUUAUGCUGCAUUACUUAAAGAAAGAGGAUCAGUUUUAAAACAUCAUAGCAUAUUAAACAAAUUGUGAAUUGUCUCCCCCAACCCCCAAAUCAUUAGGACCACUUGUACAGUUUAGAUUUAAUCCUGUUGAGAAUUAGUGUUAUCAUUUCAUUUUCACUUAGAGGUAAGGGAGGCAGUAACCUUCAAACAGUUACAAGGUUAUGACCAUGUCAAGUGACAGGAUUAUGAUGUUGGAGGUUCCAUGGACCACACUGGCCAUGAGAGAGCAUGUCUAGAUGUUUAGUCCUCAUUCUGUCACCACCUGGGGAAGUGACCAUGGGCAGCAGUCUUCCUCUCUGUGGUUUAGUUCUCCUCAUCUAUAAAAUAUGUAAGCAGCACUCGACCCACAAAAUUGCUUCUAGCUCAAACACAGUUUUAAGGAAAAUGUGUGAUCUGUGAUAGGCUCUAUUGCACAGGAUAAGCAAAACUUGAGCAAAACUGAAAUCCCUGAGACUGGAUCCUUUUGCUGAUCAAACUUUAUAGCAAACAUAACUCAGCUCUGUAACUCAGGGCAGUUACAGAAGCAGCAGCUUAAAUGGGUUUAUUUAUAAAUCACUGGUAUGGAAGGCAAUCAGACAAGACAUGGAGUUUGAUCAGACAUCUCUUUUAAGCAGUGAACUAUUGCCAUCUUGUUAGAAGUGUCUUAAGUGGCCACAUUAGUCGUAAGCAAUCAAGAGAAAUGAUGACUCCUGUUUGGGUUCCCUGAACUAAGCUUUUGUGCAUUUGGAUUAUAGAAAUAUUUUAUUUCCAGCUCUUAGAAUAUAAAACUUUUCCAGUUGCUAUGGAAGUUACAUUCUUACCAUGGAUUUUGUACCCUCAGAGCAACAACAAUAUAAGAAGCUCAUUUUCUAAUAUUGUGUGAAAUUUUCCCCCAUCUGUUCAGGUCUCAUUCCUUCUAAACCCAUGUGAAGAUUCUCACAUGGAAACUACAGGAGAAGGUGUCUAUUCCAUCUAGGGAAAAUAAGCUAAAAUAGGGCAGAUGUUUUAAUGAAGCAAGAGCAGAAAUGUGUGACCAAAGACUCUUUCCAGAUUGGUUUCUGCUUCUGUAGUCUGCAGUCGAUUCAGAGAUUUUCAAAACCUUCUCCCUUUUGAAGGCAUCAAAAUGCUCUUCAAAUAAUAGUAGCCACUAUAGAGGGAGGUUGCUUUAUAAUGGGAAUUUCUCCUGCCAGAAAUUCUACAUUCUUCCUCUCCAUCUUACAGCUUCUUUACGAAAAGAGAGACCUCCUGCUAGAAUAUGAAAUGUAGACCUCAUGACUUCCUGCUGAUUUUUCAAAGAUCAAAUGAGCUGUUCAGCUUCAUAAAAAUUCACAGGAGUGCAUGAAUAUGUGUGCACUCUCAUGCACAUUGGAUGAACUGGGGCAGUUUUAAAGAUUUAACACUACAUCCUGAGCCCUGUCCUUAGCGUCUUAUGUAGGCAUUCUUGAAAUCAAACAAUUUCUGGUUUGAGUCAUCCUGAUCACAUACCUAUCUUGCAGUUAUUUUCUUGACAUCUGAAAAUGAUUCACACCUGUGUGCACAUUUAAUUCCUUUAGAUGAUCUGUAAACUUGGAUGGUAUUUAUUCUAAAUGGGGAAAAUAGAAUUUUAUAUGGAAAAUCUAUGUAAUUUAUAAUGGUUUUGUUUUAUAUAUUAUAUUUUCAUAUCUUUAGGGCACAUCUACUAUUCUCAUCUUUUUGUACAUCAUACUUGGCAAAAAGAAAUACUAAUACUUGACUAAAAUCUCUAGGAACCAAAUGUGAUAUGUGUGAUAUAUAAUGUGUAGAAAUGGCUCUAAAACUAUCUGAAUGUCUCAUCCAUCCCAAGCAUUCUUGUGUCACUGUAUCUAGAGUGAUUUGUCUUGGAUCUGUAUAUCUUUUUUGCAAUUAAGGCUCAAAGGCUUGACAUAUCCCUCACAAUGGAUUCUAGAAUCCCCUUCCCUUUCUUUCUUAUUGUAUGUCUUAUUUUUAAUUGCAUAAGUCUGUGUCAUUUCCUUUUGAAGAACAAAUGUGAGAACUCAAGAAAGCAACUUAAUGGAAAAGAACGAAUGAAUUUAACUAUGGCUGUGUAAAUGAUUUUUCAAUAGACAGAUAACAUGGUUCAAAUCUAAUGCUUGGGGUGUUAUUUACCAGUGAUCCAAGAACUGCUUGACUGUUUAGCAUGUGAAGAAAAUGUGAGGCACAAAGAAUAUUUGCAUGUUUUGAACAGGCACACUUGAAACAGUGCAACCAACACAAAUCAGCUUGACCAAUCCUAGCCCCUGGAAGAAAUAUUUUAAAAAAACAGACUCUUUUUGUUAUACCAUUCAAAAUAUGGUGUUGUAGCACUGCUGAAAUCCUUGAGUGGCAGUCCCUGUGGUUCUGUCAACUUGGGAUUUCCUUUCUGAUUUUCAUUUGGUCUGAAAAUGGAGCAUUUAGCUUGUAUUUCAGAGCCUCAAAUUUCUCAGCGCAGUUAAAGUGCUAUCCUUUACCCACAUUCACAUAUCCUUCGGUAGUCCUUUAAUUCCCGUUUCUCUUAUUGCUUUUUAAACUAACUUAUUGGUACUCUUUAAAGAGCUACAAAAUUUCAUUAUAUUCACAUACAUAUUUUGAGUACCUGUUAUCUUCAAGAUAUUGAUAUUCACCUAUUCACUUAAAAAUCCUCCAGUUGAUAACCAAGUUAAUUUUCCUAGUUUUCAGUGAUUAACUGAGUUUAGGUUAAGCCAAUCAAUUUGUGGAGUGCGGGGUGGAGGGGGUGAGGGGUGGAAAAAAUAAAACAGCCUUGCUUAUUGUAUUUUUCAAAGGACUGAGUGUUUAUCUGUUAUCCAAGAAAAUAUCAUACGAGGAUGCUAAUGAUCUUUAACUCAGAUUUUUUAGAGAUGGAAUUUAUAAAGGGGCUAGUACUAACACUACCAGCAUCAUAAUUGAAGCCAGAGGAUAUAAACAUAGAAAGUUCCAAGAAUAUUCUGACAGAUUAUUUUUAACUGACAAUAAAAGCCCCCGAAUGUAUCUAUCAGACACCAUAGAACUGCUGUAGUUGAGUUAGGAUCAAAGAUGUCCACAUUUGUGUUUGGUUUGCUGUAUUACAGUAGUUCUGGAUGUCGUUGGUUAAGUGGAAAAAGAAAAUAAAUGUUAUCUGGGCAGAAAUGUUAAUCUGGUGAUUUUGUGAACUAUAAAAUGUUCACUUUUUAAAAGAGAUAAAAUAAAUGACUAAUAUAUAGGUUGAUAUUACAGUAGCAAAAACAACCAUGUUACCCAUCCUGUAUUUGAUUUUUGCUUUAAUAAAGGGUUUG
Lepus europaeus (European hare) is the source of this 6075-nucleotide messenger RNA. It is a transcript of the gene MFAP3L, whose product is annotated as microfibril associated protein 3 like. The record is from RefSeq and is a predicted model, not a curated record. Bases 33 to 1361 code for a protein of 442 amino acids. NCBI's taxonomy places the organism in Eukaryota, Metazoa, Chordata, Mammalia, Lagomorpha, Leporidae. The transcript has 4 exons.